Messenger RNA from Strigops habroptila (Kakapo), 3760 nucleotides. RefSeq names its product ventral anterior homeobox 1 (gene VAX1). Gene Ontology annotation, biological process: neuron differentiation; brain development; central nervous system development. NCBI's taxonomy places the organism in Eukaryota, Metazoa, Chordata, Aves, Psittaciformes, Psittacidae. Gene Ontology annotation, molecular function: DNA-binding transcription factor activity, RNA polymerase II-specific; DNA binding. The record is from RefSeq and is a predicted model, not a curated record. The transcript is spliced from 3 exons. Bases 1135 to 2100 code for a protein of 321 amino acids.
UUUUUUUUUUUUUUCCUCCUUUUUUUUUUUCCCCAAUGAGCAGGCUCUGCGAAUAGGUUCAGUGUUUGCGAAGGUGCAGAAUUAGCACACACACAUGCACGCACACAUACACACACACACAGAGGGAGAAGCACAAAAAGCAAGUAUCGGGACUGAAGUAAGGAGAGGUAGGAGUUUAAGAUGGCUGUCUGUGGGGAGAUGUGUUAACGAGGAUUUCUGCUGGCCAAGAUAACCUGCUGCCUUGGAGAGAUCUGCUUGAAGGACCAACUUUUUAUGUGUGUGCGUGCUGGGGAUCUGUUUGUUUGUUUAGAAUUCAGGGGGCUCUUUUUUUUUUUUGGCUGUGGUUUUGUUGGGGUUUUUUCUUUUUCCACCCCCCUGCAACUGCAUUUUUCCAGCCCUUCCCAGCAGCUUUAUUCAGAUUUAUUUGGCGUGCUUUGGAGAAAGCCACUCUAUAAUCGGGAGGUCAAAGGCAUACUGAAGAAAGUUAAUAAUGGCUGCUAAUGGUGCUAACAAUUCAGGGUGAAUCUUGUCAAAAGUUUUUUUUUUUCCCCUCUUCCUCCCCCCCCCCCCUUUUUUUUUUCCUCCUUUUUUUUUUUUUUUCUGGAAGUCUCAGUCUUUUGAUUGUGUGUUUCCUGAAAGCAAGACCAAUCAUUUCAGUUUAUUCACUGGCUAAACUCUACUUGAUUGGGGACAAGCACACAAACCAUCCAUUACGAUCUGAUAUAUUAUCCAAACAAUUUAGUGUAUUCAUGAGGUAACCUAAAUGUGGAGGCUGCAAAAUUACCCGUAAUCAAUUGAAACAGCGAGUGCGCGUCCCUCUGUGUGUCUAACAACUACAUGUCUCUGUAAUAAGGCAGACAUUAAAUCAUUUUAGAGUUGUACUGUUGAGUACCUGAUCACUGGGCGCUCUGGGAAGCUGGACAGUCACAUUAGGACGCUGGGACUGAGGAAGCCGCUGCUUUUCCAGUGGGAUAAAACCCCAUCUUCCUUACUCAAGGUGCUUUUACAGAUCCCCACCGAUCUGACCCUAAGCCGUGCAAUAUCCAGCAUAGACUUCGCCUUCUUCUUCUUCUUCUACUCUUCUAUUUUUUUGUUGUUGGUGGCUUUUUUUCUGUUUUGUUUUUAUUGCACUACAUGUUUGGGAAACAAGACAAAAUGGACGUUAGAUGCAGUUCAGAGACUGAAGCUAACCGAGUCUCGAAGAACGGACAUAAAGAGGGCAAGGAAAGCAAAGGGGCUGAAGGAAAUAUUUCUACUUCUUUUUUGAAGGAUCAGCAAGGGACUUUUUCUGCCUCUGCAGCUACGGAAGGUUGUAAUAAAAGUAAAUCUAGUUCGGCUGACCCGGACUAUUGCAGAAGGAUCCUAGUUAGAGAUGCCAAAGGUUCAAUCAGAGAGAUUAUUCUGCCCAAAGGGCUUGAUCUGGACCGUCCCAAGCGGACCCGCACCUCCUUCACGGCCGAGCAGCUCUACCGCCUGGAGAUGGAGUUCCAGCGCUGCCAGUACGUCGUGGGGCGGGAACGCACCGAGCUCGCCCGCCAGCUCAAUCUCUCCGAGACUCAGGUCAAGGUCUGGUUCCAGAACCGGCGCACCAAGCAGAAAAAGGACCAGGGCAAGGACUCCGAGCUGCGGUCGGUGGUGUCCGAGACGGCCGCUACUUGCAGCGUUCUGCGGCUGCUGGAGCAAGGCCGGCUGCUCUCCCCGCCGGGACUGCCGGGCCUCCUGCCGCCCUGCGCUACCGGAGCGCUGGGCUCGGCGCUGCGCGGGCCCGGCCUGGCUGCGGGCAGCGGCAGCGCGGCGGCGGCGGCAGGUCCCGGAGGCGGCGGGUCCCCGCAUCCACCGGCCGCCAGCACCGCGGCCGGGCCCCCGCCACCGGCAGCGCUGCACGGGGCGGCCGCCGCCGGGCACGGGCUGUUCGGGCUGCCGGUGCCCGCGCUGCUGGGCUCGGUGGCCGGGCGGCUCUCCUCCGCGCCCUUGGCCGUGGCCGGUUCGCUGGCGGGCAACUUGCAGGAACUGUCGGCCCGCUACCUGAGCUCGUCGGCCUUCGAGCCCUACUCCCGGACCAACAAUAAAGAAAGCGCUGAGAAAAAAGCACUGGACUGACUCUAAGUAACUUCCCCGUAUUUAUAUUUAUAGUCUCUACUUGUGGCGGUAUUUAUGGGGCGGGCGGCGCGGCGGCCCCCUCCAUCCAUCCCUCCCUCCCUCCCCCCGCCGCCUCCUCCAAGCCCCGCGGCGCCGUUCCCUCCGCGGGCCGGUGCGGAGCGGGGUCCCGGUGCCCGCGGGGCAAGGCGAAGCAGCGACCGGGGGCAGCCCGCGCCGCUCCCCUGCCCCGCCGGCCCGGGGUCCGUCUUGUCCGUUCGGGGAGGGAGGGGUGUGUCUGUUCGUUUGCUUUGCCAUCGGUAGGAAAGGGACGAGGAGGGAGAGCGGACGGGGUGAGGUUUGGCUCUUUCGGGCCGGCUCUAGCCAAUGCCAAGCGAGGGAGAAAGAUUUCGGAGAGAGGAAGAUGGAGCUGCCAGGUGAUGCCCGGGUUUGGUUUUUCCCCCCCUCAGUGACUCCGAAGCACAAGGGGUUGGGGGCUCCACCCGUGGCCCUCGUUCCAGCACACCCACUGCACUGCAGUCCCCGGGAAAGCUCAGUGCCGCUCGCCCGGAACACCGGCCGGGAAAACGGCCAGCAGCUUCCCUUUUCCACCGUGAAUCCCGAAUGUGGGAAGGGCCGGAGCGGGCUGCCUUGCAAAUACACUCACGAAGCGGGGAGAUAGAAACCAGUGGCUGCAGAGAUUUUGAAUCAAACUGUCUCCCCCUUCGAGAUAACACAACGCCCCUUUUUUUUCCCCUUUAUUUUUUCCCCCUUUUUUUUCCCUCAUUCCCACGGGCCAGCCCCGCAGUCCUCAUCUGCAAAAGCAAAUCUGCAGAUAAAUAAUGGAUAAAUCGCGACUCGAUUUGCAUCCAGAUCUGUUGCGAUAGUAAUUAUUCUUCUAUUUUUUUUCUUCUAUUCGAUUUCUUUUCCCCCAAUAAUUCCAACGCGCAUCUAAAUGAAACAAAACAAAUCUUAGGCCCUCCUUCCUCCUAAAAUAACCCCCUCGUAUAUCGCUCACACUUCAUUUAAAACGAACGUCAAAUAUAAAAAGCGUAUCUUUUAAUGUUAUUUUUGUACUUUAAAAUACAUCUAUGUAACAACCUCCUCUUCUUUUUUUUUUUUUUUUUUUUUUUCCUGCAUAAUUCCUACUGCUAUUUUCUCCACAAACAUGUAUUUCACCUUCUAGUAUUCCGGAUCGAAUAUUUCCUGUUCAAUCUCGGUACUUGAAUUAUUUGCCAGAAAAGGGAUGCUGUACUUUUAGCUAGCUCUUUGGAAACGAACGAUUAAUAUUCUUGACUUUGGUUUGAAGUUUCUUUUCUUUCUUUCAACUUUAACGUUUACAAACUGUAUAAAUACGUGCCACCAAACUGUAACCAAAAAAAAAAAAAAAGAAAAGAAAAAAGAGAAAAAAAAUUUACAACAAGUGGAAUGGUUGCUGUAGAAUAGAGAAUUAAUUCUAGACCAGAACUGGACAGAAGGAGCUGGACAGAAAGAAAAUAGUGAUUUUAUUGUAAAUUAUUUACGUCGGAAGUUUCUAGGCAACUAGUCGGGAAAACAAACAAAUAAUGGAUGAAUUGAGCGCUGAGCCCUUGCUACUAACUUUUGUUCUGAAUGUUUUGGAUAUUUGGAUGUUUUGUAUUUAUGUGGUGAGAGUGAAAUAUAUUAUAUCUAUAUGAUGAUGGAA